UCGGGUUAUCUGCGCAGGUUGUGAAGGGCGCAAUAGUGGCAGUCGUCUUCUUUGAUUGUAUAAUUUUAGCAGGUAACGUUCUCUGCAUAAACUGGAUUGAAGAUUUAAAGGAAACAGGGUGAGCGAUGGGAGAACCUUUGAAGGGAACGGUGACACCACUUUCUUCAGUAUUUGCACCGGAGGAAGCCCAGAAAGCGUCAGUACGUGUCCAAGAAACAAUAUCCGAACGUCGGAAACAGGUGGAUCAGUUGCAGGCCUUCCUCAAUGAUAACAACGGCCUUGUCAAUCUCGUUAAGAAGCUCCCUGAUCAAUUGCAUCACGAUAUAAUGGUUCCUUUCGGGAAGGCAGCUUUUUUUCCUGGCAGAUUGAUACAUACCAAUGAAUUCCUGGUUCUAUUAGGAGAAGGUUACUAUGCUGAGAGAACAUCUAAACAAACCAUCGAGAUUCUGAAAAGAAGAGGAAAGGAUCUGGAGUCACAGAUUGAAACCCUUAAUGCCGUAAUCAAGGAUCUCAAGUUUGAAGCCUCCUUUUUUGACGACACAGCUAUUGAGGCCGCAGAAGGUAUUGUAGAAAUAAGAGAAGACUAUGUUGAUGAAGCUUUCAAUGAAGAUGAGCCCACAAAAGGUGAAGAUGAUUUUGCUCGUAUCUUAUCGCGGAUUGACGAACUUGAAAAAGAAGAACUUGAAUCUGAAAUUGCCGAGGAACAUGAAGAGGAAGACAAAGCUGAUUUGAGUCACCUUAUAAGUCUGACUUCUCUUGAACCUGAGGGUAGAAGCCCAGAGGAACAGGCGAAGAAUGAACACUUGAUGAGCAAAAUAUCUCUGCAAAAUCACCCUCAAGAAGACGUACCCAAGCCGGUUAAGCCCAAAGACUUACCGGCUCGUCCUGUAUCCAAAGAUUCAGAUUUAUCUUCACAUGUAAAAGUUCCCACAUCCAGUGGAUCAAGGCUUCCUCCGAGUCUUGUAGAGCAUAACAAAUUGAAGGAGAGAGUGUCCCACACACCCGUGCCAAAGAAUGAGAAGGUUUCUACCUCGGCAUCAAAUUCGGGCAAUCACAGUAGCAGGGCAAGUGUUGUUGCACCUGUGUCAAAGGAGGUUUCCGACUUUGAUUCGAGCAUAGGCAGUGAUAGGAGCAAGGCGUUUACGGGAUCCAUUGUCGAGCACACCCAUAAUAUUGAGAACAACAAUCAAAAGGGUCAAAUGCAGGCCCCUGCAUCGAAACCAGUAUCUAGAUUCAAGAUGCAAAGAAAGUAGCCACAGGAUUAGGGUGUAAACGAGCUGAGUUGAGUGGUAUGUUAUUUGAGCUCGGCUCGAAAAAGUUAUACCAGGCUCGAGCUCGACACAAGCUGGAAUAACUUUUUCAAUGUAGGGCUCGAGCUCAAAUAUUUUUUGAGUUAUCGAGCUAGAUGCUCGUAUAAGGGCUCGUACUUGCGAUCGAUUAACUCGUUAUUGGCUCGAGGUUGAUAAUUUAUAUAAAUAUAUAUUGUAUUUUUUAUGAACAUAUGUGCAUGUUUGGCUCGAAAAAGUAUAUGCUUGAACGACUCGAAUCAAAAAGUUUAAUCGAGCUUUUGAACGAGCCAAGUCGAGCAUUGGUUUUAUGAAGCUCGACUCAUUAAGUUAAACGAGUUCUAUUUUUGUGUUCGAGAUAGACUCGAGCUCGAGUAGCUUGUUAAAAACUCGACUCAUUUACACCCCUAGACAAGGUGGUUUAAGGUACCGAAAACUCAUGAAUACACUUGUGUCUAUCUUUAAUGUGACCUUUGUUUCACACGUUUUUCACAUGCCGGGUUUUUUACUAAAAUGGUCGUUCUACUCUUUGGGGUAGUGCAUAUAUCUAUAUACAUCUCGCCUCUCAGACCCCACCUUCGAGUGAGAUUUACGAGUUCGUUUGGUUUUUGGUUUUGAGUGAUCUUAAGUGAUAGCCAAAUCGGUAUGGGCCGAGUCGGACCGGUAAGGACCGGUUAUGGGACCGAAAACCAGGACUAGAUGGGGUUUUUGGUAGUUUCUUGG
Molecule: messenger RNA, 2009 nt
Organism: Cynara cardunculus var. scolymus (artichoke)
Lineage: Eukaryota; Viridiplantae; Streptophyta; Magnoliopsida; Asterales; Asteraceae
Product: RNA polymerase II subunit 5-mediating protein homolog
Exons: 11
Coding region: 126-1253 (375 amino acids)
Biological process (GO): negative regulation of phosphatase activity; negative regulation of transcription by RNA polymerase II
Molecular function (GO): phosphatase inhibitor activity; transcription corepressor activity; chromatin binding
Source: RefSeq, a predicted model, not a curated record